AUGUUAAAUACGAUAUCAGUUACAGCGGCAACUCAGAAUUGCCACGAAGCAAAUGGAUGCAUCGAAGGAGUGAAAAGUCACUCAAGGACUGUCGUUCCUCUUAAUAAAGUCAGCAGCGUCGAGCGUGCGUCCGAAACAUUAUUCAGGGCAUUUGCAAAAUCCACAGCAAACGACUAUCUUUUGAAAAAGUUCUCCAGGAUCCCACUCAAUGAGAAUGUGUCGCGUACUAGGUUCAACGCAAUGAUUUACUACUACACGAGCUGGUUUCACGACCUGGGUGGCGAAGUCGUUGAAGCUAACGAUUACGAUGCGGUUGGAAUUUGGUCACUCCCAGGAAGGCAUCUGCCAGCCACUCUCAGCGAGGAUCCAAAGUUUAACAAAACUUUUUUCGAAGACCUCGAUAAGAGGAAAUACGAAGUCAUUCCGCCGGGAAUGGGAUACUACUAUCUGUUUAUGGUGGGCAAAGACCCUUCACAGCCAAAAGUUCGCGGUUCUGUGAAGACUAUGCUAAAUCACUACAAGGAAAGGGCAGAUAAGGACAACUGUGCAAUUGUUCUGGAAGCCAUAUCCGAACAUGCAAGAUCUGUCUACGAAUACUUUGGCUUCAAAGUUUACUUGACAUUUAAAUAUGGGGAAUCAGAAGUCAACACCCAGGGAGUCCUAGACCUCAAUGGCGAGGGCUUCACAGGUUACCUGAUGCUGUAUCAUAAAGACGCCCAGAACGUGUUUCGCAACUGCUGA
This is a messenger RNA of Zygotorulaspora mrakii, 741 nucleotides long. It is a transcript of the gene IAT4, whose product is annotated as Iat4p. The record is from RefSeq and is a predicted model, not a curated record. Lineage: Eukaryota; Fungi; Ascomycota; Saccharomycetes; Saccharomycetales; Saccharomycetaceae. The transcript has a single exon. The coding region runs from base 1 to 741 and encodes 246 amino acids.